CGGAAAAUCUGGAUUAUUUUCCAUACUCUGCCCAAGACCCAUCCCAUUGGAAUCAGAAUUCCAACAACAUUUUUUUGGUUUUCUGUUGUACCAGAAAUCUGCAGAAUUUCCCUCACCUUGAAUAGUAGCUAUCUCGUGUCAACGGUCAAACAAGAUCAAAUUCCAAUUUCCAUCGUACAAAGGUGGUGAUAUAUUCAUUCAUGUCUGCGCUCAACAGUUGUAUUUAUAACUUCUCAGAUGCAUAAAAUUAGGGCUUGGCAUCAUCACCAUGUUGAGCUCUCCCUCUCUUGCUCAACGCCCAUCCCUCCUUCUUCCCUCUCUCUCUCGACUUAGGGUUUUGAACCGUCACUCCGCUUCAUUGCCGCUACCGAGCACCUUUCGGGCCUCUCAAUCUCUUCAAAAGUCUUCAAGCAAGGAUUUGAAUUCAUUGGCUGUAUUGCCGAAAUGGAAAAUAUCGUGUUUUCGGGAUGAAGAUUUUGCAUCUGGAGACCCAAAACCUGAGAUUAUUGAAGAUAAUGUGCAUGAAGAGUUGGUGGAGCCCAAAGUGGAAACGCCAAGUGAAAGAAAAAGAGAUUGGGUUUCAAGUCUCCAAGAGGCUGCAGAUGCAGUAUUUAGAGCUAUUGGAAAACCAUGGACCGUGCCAUGGACAGCUGAGACCAUACUCCAGGUGACGCUUCUGUGGAUUGUCACAUUCUGGUUUGUGGGCUCUUGGAUGAUUCCCUUUGGAGCUCAGAUGUUGGGUUUCAGCAAGGAAUCUCUAACAUAUAGAGGACAAGCCUUGUACAGCCUCUUAACUGAUAUAACCGAAGGCCUUGCUGGAAUUGCAAUUCUCCAUCGCUGCCUGUCUCGCUUCCGUCCCCUCCCAUCCGAUUGGUUUAGAUUUAGCCUGAAAGGAAAGUGGCUGUUUGAUGUAGCCCUUGGGUGCCUAAUGUUUCCCUUGGUUAACCGGCUUUCACAGUUCAACCUUGACUUAUGGCCUCUUAUGCCUUCUACACCUGUCACCCUCUCAAACGUCGAACAAUCAAUUGUGGCACGGGACCCUGUUGCAAUGGCGUUAUAUGCACUUGUGGUUUCGGUGUGUGCUCCAGCUUGGGAGGAGGUUGUGUUCCGUGGUUUCCUUCUCCCCUCCUUGACCAAGUACAUGCCCGUGUGGUGUUCAAUCCUUGUGAGUUCAGUUGCAUUUGCUCUAGCACAUUUCAAUGUUCAAAGGAUGUUGCCUCUUGUUUUUCUUGGGGUUGUGAUGGGUGUUAUUUUUGCGCGAUCAAGAAACUUGUUACCUUCUAUGCUGUUGCACAGUCUUUGGAAUGGAUUUGUUUUCCUAGAUUUGAUGAAAUAGAAUUCUUGCUCUACACAUUUUCGGUUGGUUCCUACCUAAAGCACAAAAUCUGGCAGAUUUGUUGUCUAUGACCUUUGGAGGGUUGCUGCAAAUGAUACAAUAGCAAUUUCUGCCAACCGCAGCGCAAAUUCACCCAGGAGAUAUAUACUGGGGAAUGCGCUAUUCGCGAAUCAACCAGUUGUUUCAUUUCCUUUUUGUUUCCACUGGAAGCAUGGUAACAAAGAGAAGAUUGCCACCGUCGCCGAAGGAAGUCCAGCAUGCAAGUAUAGUGAUGCUGUCUUACUGUAUUUUGCUAGAUCAAAAGGUCAGCUUUUUAUUUCUUUUAUCUGUAUUUGAUGAAUAUCGUGUACAUUGGUACAUUAUUUAACUUCAAUCUAUCACACUUUUUUGUCAA
Messenger RNA from Rhododendron vialii, 1730 nucleotides. RefSeq lists its product as uncharacterized. Bases 269 to 1336 code for a protein of 355 amino acids. NCBI's taxonomy places the organism in Eukaryota, Viridiplantae, Streptophyta, Magnoliopsida, Ericales, Ericaceae. The transcript is spliced from 4 exons. Gene Ontology annotation, molecular function: metalloendopeptidase activity. Gene Ontology annotation, biological process: CAAX-box protein processing. Gene Ontology annotation, cellular component: membrane. The record is from RefSeq and is a predicted model, not a curated record.